AUGAGCGGCGACCUACUGCCGCCGUCUGAUAUAGAGCUGGGCGAACGGCGCGACCCCAUAUCCCUCGAGCCAAUCACCAGCCCGCCUUCCAUCCGCCGGACCGCGUCGAUAGGCACCAGCAGCGGUAGGGACUUCUGCUUAUCGCUGCCGCAGAUCCCUCCUCCCGUCACUCCGCGACCCGACUUAAUAGCACCUCCAGAGGAAGCCGAUUCAGACAUGGGAAUUACCAUAAUCUGUCCACCCAGGAACGGGCUUCUAUUAAGCCCUACUGACGAAAGCGAAAAAUCGGGCGAAACUGGCGAAGCCGGCGCGUCCAGCAGCAGACGUGGCGCAUCAGGCCGUUUGGGCACGUCCGGAGCUGGCCCGGCGGUUCGGAAAGGCUCGCCGAGCCUGAGCCGCGCCAGGCUCGGGUUGGGGGAAAUCCGGCUGGACCUGGGCGCGUUGCGCGCGCGCACGGAGCGGGAUUUCAACGCGGAGGCGAUGGAGGUGCGCGCGCGCAAGGAGAAGUUCGCCUUCUUCGAGAAGGACUGCAGCCGCGUGCUGGAGCACGUGUUCGUCGGGAGCGAUUACGUGGCAAGAAGCCGCAAGAUCCUGCGCGAGGCGGGUGUGACGCACGUGCUCAACUGCGUGGGAUUCGUGUGCCCGGAGUACUUCCCCGGGGAUAUCGUGUACAAGACGCUCUGGCUGCAGGUGAGAGAAAGGGGCGGGGAAGAGGGGAGAGGGAAGGGAGGGAGUGGGGGGAAGGUGAGGGGGAGUGGUACGCAGGUUGGUGGAAGUGAGGUGGAGAUGAGUGAGGGAGGCGACGCUCUCAUCCCGUUGCACUCGUUUCUCCCGUUCCUUUCCCCUUCACCUCAGGACAACACGGCGGUGGACGUAACAUGCGUGCUGUGCUCGGAGGACAUCACAUGUGUGCUGUACGGCGUGUUUGACUACAUGGAGGGCGUGCGGGAGGGCGGACAACACGGCGGAGGACAUCACAUGUGUGCUGUACGACGUGUUGGAGGCAACGUCUCCUCAUCCUCGCACCCGUCUCUUUCUCUCGCCAUCGGCCUCGGCCCCCCCACUCGCCUCCCCCUCCCUCCCUCCCUCCCUCCCUCCCUCCCUCCACCACCCGUUCUUCCUCCCCCACAGGACAACACAGCAGAGGACAUCACGUGUGUGCUGUAUGACGUGUUUGAUUACAUGGAGGGUGUGAGAGAAGGCGGAGGGCGCGUGCUCGUGCACUGCUGCCAGGGCGUCUCGCGCUCCACGUCGCUUGUUAUCGCCUACCUCAUGUGGACACAGCGCCUGGAGUUUGAGGAGGCGUUCAGGCGGGUGAAGGCGGUGAGGGGCGUGGCGAGUCCCAACAUGGGCUUCGCAUGUCAGCUGCUGCAGUGGCAGAAACGAAUUCUGCCACCCAAAUCAGCAGCCCCCGCGGCAGCAGCAACAGCAGCAGCAGCAGCAGCAGGCCCCCCAGCACCAGUUGAUCCGCCAACAGUAUCCGCAGCAGCAGCGCCGGCAGCGUCUGAAGUGGCGGGCGGCGUGGUUCGGCAGCACAUGUAUCGCAUGGCGCCGCACUCCCCCUACGACGCGCUCCAUCUGGUCCCAAAAACCGUCCCUUUCUCGCGCAACUCACUGGACCCGCGCGGGUGCUUUCUGGUGCAGGUGGGAUCUGCUGUGUUCUGCUGGGAAGGCAAGCAGUGCCACUCCCUCAUGGCCCAACAGGGGUUGGCUACCGCCAGGCAGAUUAUCAAGUAUGAGAGUCUGGGCGGGGAGCCGGUUAUGGUGACGGACGGGCAGGAGCCGGAAAGUUUUUUGGCUGCCCUUGGGGAUGGGGGUGGAGGACGGGAGGGGAGGGUGGGUGGGGGGAGUGGGGCAGGGGCUGAUGCUGAGUUGAUGAAAGUGGUGGCUCGGCAGGGGUUGACGUACCUCGGGCAGGACGCAAAACUUUUAGAUGGUGCCCAGCAGAGUUGUGGAUGUGAGGUGUCUGAAGGGGUUGUAGCAGCUGCUGCGCCUGAAUCAGCAACGAGUGGCAGUGCAUCUAGUGCGCCAGACGCAGCAGUAGCAGCACAUGAAAUAGCACCGGCAGCAGCAACACCAGCAUCAGCAGCAGCAGCACCAGCAUCAGCAACACCAGCAGCAGCAGCAGCAGUGCCAACAGCAGCGUCCUCAGCAGCUCAGUCAUCUCCAUUAGCAACAAUUUUAUCUGAUUCUCCGCUCUCACCCUCCGCACUCUCCUCCACCUCCCAGUCUACAACCCCAUCUCAGCCCAAGCCAACAACCCCGUGUAAACCCAAAACGCCAACCCCUUCCCCACCCAAACCAAGCACAUCACCCACACCUGCGAGCCCUCUUCUUCCCUCGCUGCCUCACGCUGCCUCUGCCCCAAACGCCCCUCACACCCCCACCUCUCCCGAACCUCCCAACCUCUCUUCUCAGCUCACGCCCCCCAACCAGGCCUCCACAUCUGCCGGGCCUAGCCAGAAGUCCACAUCUCCGGGAUUCUCUGCCUACCGAACCUCGUCCUCGCUCUUGGGCUCGACCUCGCUCUUUGGUGCGGUGGACAGGUUCGCGCAGAAGCUUCGGCGCCGAAGCUGGGACCGCAAGGAGGCAGAGCAGCUUAGGAAGAUGGCUGCAGCGGCGGAAAAAGAAGUAUCGGGAAAGAAAGAGAAGGGGAAGGAGGGGAAGGGGCGUAAGAGUGAGCGCCCUUCAGAAGGGAAGGAAACAGCAGCAGGAGACGCAGAGGGAUCAGGGGGAGGAACGGGUAGGAGCAGGAACGCAGAGGGGGGUGCGAGGAGGAGUGAGAGCCUCUCAGAGGAGCAGCUAGAGGCGCUUGCAGGGCAGCUGCGGUGCGGAGGUCUGCUAGAUCCCUCUGAUAUCCGCCUGCGCCGCCCCUUCCUGCGCGGACUGGGGCGCACUGGGGGAGGCGCGGACUGGGGCAGGCGGAAACUGGCCCAGGUGGAGGCGGGGAGGGAGGAGGAGGACGGGUGUGGGGCAGGUGAGGCGGUGGAGGAGGGGGAAGGGAGGGUGGGAGGGGAGGGGGAGGAAGGGAGUGUGGAGGAGGAGAGGGAGAGAGAGGAGGGGAGGGUGGUAGGGGAGGAGGCGGUGGGGGAAGAGGAGGGGCGGGCGGAGAGGGGGAGGGGGCGGGAGCGGAGGAGGAAGGGCGAGGGGAGGGGCAUGCGUGGCCUAUCGCCCAUGCGACUGCUGGCGAAGCUGUCAGGCGCUGCAGGAGGGGAGAAGGAGCAGAAGGGGGCGGGAGAGGGCGGAGGGGACGCGACUUCCAGUGGCAGUGCAAGUGGCAGUGCGAGCAGCAAUGCAGUGACGUGUCUGCGCCUGACUGCUGUGUCAUCGCCAGUAGUGCCUGGCCGGACGGGCGGGGCCACUGUGCCUCCCCUUGCUGGAAUGAAUGGCCCUCCAACCACCUCUGCUGCCCAUGCUGCUGCAGCAGAUGCAACAGCUGAGCCACCUGCUGCAGCAACCACAUCACCUGAUAAAGCACCUGAAGCGCCAUCCGGGCCAGCACCCAGUGCGCCUGCAGCCACACCUGUUCCCAUCCAAACCCCAAACCGAAACCUUGUGCUAAACUCACCCGCCCCUGCCCCCUCUGCAUCCUCCUCCUCCUGCUUUACUGCUCUUCCCCGCCCUCAAUACGACACUGACUUUGAUUACUUUGAAAGGGCUCUCACGGGCGGCACGCCCCGUCCUGUAGCGGGCUUCGUCUCCCCCUCGGCCAGGCCGAACGUGCUUCCACACAAGGGCCGCGGGUGGCUCUCUAACGAACCCACCUGGAAUGACAACCCCUCAGGUUCGGCAGCUGGUUCGGGUGUAGGCUCGGUAGGAGGGAAUGCAUUUGGUUCCAAGGAAUGGCCGAGCUGGAUUCCGAAGAACAGGUUCGGGGCGCUAGGCUUGGCAGGAGGUCCGGGGCUGCCGUCUCCGUCGUCGUUCUCCCCCCGUUCGCUCGCGUUCUUCCCCCCUGGCGGCAUGGGCAUAUACGGGCAGGAGCUGAUGCGGUCUGUGCCCAAAGCACAGCAGGAGGGGGUAGGGCAUGGAGGGGGGCAGGGAGUGGGACACGGGACAGAGUCAGCCGCCCCUCUUCCCUCAGCAGCACAGGGUGUGGGUUCUGAAGGGCGUGGGAGUGUGGAAAGUGGGGGAGUGGGGUUCACCCCCAGGGGGGCGGGUCGCUAUGGGGGGUUCUCCUCUCAGGGAGAGCUGCUUACUCCCCCUCGUGGCGCCAGCGGGUCAGGCGGCGGGCGGGAGGAGGAUCCGUUUUCGACGCAGACGAAGAAGGACUCAGAGGCGGUGUUUGAGAACCACCAGAACACGGGCAUUAACUUCGACGCGUACGAGGAUAUCCCCGUCGAAACCAGCGGCGACAAUGUCCCCCCCGCCAUCACUGCUUUCGACGGAUCGGGGCUCCAGCCCGCGGUGAUGGAGAAUGUGAAGCGCUGCAACUACUCCAACCCCACGCCAGUGCAGCGGCACGCCAUCCCCAUCUCGCUCGCGGGGCGCGACCUGAUGGCGUGCGCGCAGACGGGGUCCGGCAAGACGGCCGCGUUCUGCCUGCCCAUCAUCUCCGGCAUCCUCGCCGCCGGGCCGCCGCCCGACCGCCCCCGCUUCGGCCGCAAAGCGUUCCCGCUCGCGCUGAUUCUGUCGCCCACGCGCGAGCUCACGAGCCAGAUCCACGCGGAGGCCUGCAAGUUUGCUUACAAGACUGGCCUGCGCGCAGUCGUCGUUUAUGGCGGUGCCCCUGCCGGCCAGCAGAUGCGGGAGCUGGAGAGGGGAGUUGAGAUCCUUGUCGCCACGCCUGGAAGGCUGUGCGACAUGCUGGAGCGAGGAAAGGUAUCCCUCACCAUGGUGCGCUACCUUGCUCUCGACGAGGCGGAUCGCAUGCUGGACAUGGGCUUUGAGCCGCAGAUCCGGCGCAUCGUGGAGCAGGAAGGCAUGCCGCGCGCGGGCGAGCGCCAGACGCUCAUGUUCUCGGCCACGUUCCCCAAGGAGAUCCAGCGCCUGGCCGCCGACUUCCUGGCCAACUACGUGUUCCUCACGGUGGGGCGCGUGGGGUCGUCCACGGAUCUCAUUCAGCAGCGCGUGGAGUAUGUGCCCGAGCAUGACAAGCGGUCGGUGCUCAUGGAUCUAAUCCACGCGCACCACACCUCCAACGGCGCUACUGGCAACGCGGGCGGGCUCACACUGGUGUUUGUGGAGACCAAGAAGGGAGCGGACUCGCUGGAGGACUGGCUGUGCCGCAACGGCUUCCCCGCCACGUCCAUCCACGGCGACCGCUCGCAGCAGGAGCGCGAGUCGGCUCUGCGCUCCUUCCGCUCCGGCCGCACGCCCAUCCUCGUCGCCACCGACGUGGCGGCGCGCGGCCUCGACAUCCCGCACGUGAGCCACGUCAUCAACUACGACCUGCCCUCCGACAUCGAUGACUACGUGCAUCGCAUCGGGCGUACCGGGCGCGCGGGGAAGACUGGUUUAGCCACGGCGUUUUUCUGUGACAAGGAUACGAACCUGGCGCGGUCGCUGAUAGAGUUGAUGAGUGAGGCGAAUCAGGAGGUGCCCGGGUGGUUGCAGAACUUCGCGUCGCGGUCGGGGUAUGGUGGUGGUGGGAAGGGCAGACGAGGCGGCGGUGGAAACCGGUUCGGAGGGAGGGAUUUCAGGAAGGAGCGCGGGGGAGGGGGAGGGGGGUAUGGCGGGGGUGGGUAUGGCGGUGGGGGGUAUGGCGGCGGGGGAGGGUAUGGGGGCGGGUAUGGGGGAGGAGUGGGGUACGGUGGUGGUGGUUAUGGCGGCGGUGGUGGCGGGUACAGCAACGCUCCUCCAAGCGCCUGGGAUUAG
Closterium sp. Naga37s-1 is the source of this 5814-nucleotide messenger RNA. Lineage: Eukaryota; Viridiplantae; Streptophyta; Zygnematophyceae; Desmidiales; Closteriaceae. The record is from the annotation of a GenBank genome assembly.